Salmo salar (Atlantic salmon) is the source of this 1619-nucleotide messenger RNA. Its product is annotated as kielin/chordin-like protein. The record is from RefSeq and is a predicted model, not a curated record. Lineage: Eukaryota; Metazoa; Chordata; Actinopteri; Salmoniformes; Salmonidae. Gene Ontology annotation, cellular component: extracellular matrix.
UCUGUAUAGCAGCCUUAAAGUAUGGGUCGCGGACCUGUUAAUGGUGGGGAUCGUGUCAGAGUAAAUGUAUAAUUAUUUAAUUACUUCAUUUGGCUAAGAGCAACUGCGGUCCCUGUUCCGUGCGCUCUCUGCUUAACAGCGGUGUCUGCUCAGUUUGACAGUUGCGCGAGAAGGAGAUGCCCGUGUACUUCGCGGUUUACCAGAUAUUUUUUCUGGAGUUUUCUUGAAGAUCACUCCGCGACACACGCUGCAGCGCUGUCGUUCAACAGCAGAUGAUGCCCUGUAAGCAACUGAUUUGUCAUUCCCACUCGCCAAAUGGACUCAUGCUCGAAACAAAUUAUGACUGAGCUCAACCGUCAUGAAAAGCCAAAACACCGAUGAGUUUCUCUCUUUCAUACAAACUAUGAGAAUUAACGAGGACCUCCCUCAAAGUGUUUUGUGCGGAGAAGUGCUUAGUAAUAAGUCAAUCAAAACGAACAAAUUCAUAUAACGACACGUCCUGACCAUACAUCCACAGUAUGACGGUAUACCCAGGGAAUUCUUUCAGAACAGGACCGAAUGCUCCAGGAAACAUUGGAUGAUCAGCUUGUGUCCCUGCCCCUGGGCCUGAACAGUCAGCUGAUGGUGUUCUGCAGUGGCCAAAGGGCGGUGGUGAAGACUGCUGUGGGCAUCACGUUGACCUUUGACUGGCACAGCACGGUGCACGUCAAACUCCCCAGCCCCUACCAGGGGGCAGUCUGCGGCCUGUGUGGCAACUACAACGCCAUGCCCCAGGACGACCUCACUAUGCGGGACAGUCAUCCCGCACCUGAUGCCACCUGGCUGGGUGAGAACUGGCGGGUGGCCCUUGUGCCUGGCUGCUCCUCUGGAUGCCAUUGGACAUAAUGCCAGUCCUGCUCUGACGCAGAGAAGAACAUGUACAGCUCCCGCUGUGGCAUCAUAGCAGACAAGGCCGGCCCCUUCAAAGAGUGCCAUGGCGAUGUGGACCCCGCUCCGUACCUGGAGGACAGUUUUCGAGGCCUGUUAUAAUCAUGAUUACUAAGGGUCGGUGCGCGACGCGGUAGCAGCCUACGUCGCUGCCUGUCAGAGCAAAGGGGUGACCGUCCAUUCCUGAAGGAGCGAGUGCUUCUGUCGUGAGUCAGAGUUACUUUGUUACCUUACAUCAUAUAUAAGGUUUAGCGCACAUUUUUAUCCAAAGCCAUGUCCCCCUCGCUAAAGAAGUUUCUAACCUUGGGUCUUUUCCUGGUUAAAUAAAGGUUACUUAGUCAUGCAUGCAUACAUUUUUUGUAUGGCUGGUCCCAGGAAUCAAACCCACAAUCCUGUUACAAGCGCCAUUCUCCAACAACGGAGCCAUGAUGUAAUAAAAUUAACUGUUAACAUAUAGCUUUAAUAUUCCACAUUAUGGCUUCUACAAAUGUUUGCAUAAUUUCCAAUCUUCAAUGAAACAAAUUGUGUAUAUACUUUUUUUCACACCUAAUCGGAGUAGGUGUGCUUCUUCUUGAGCCACUCCUUUGUUGCCUUGGCCGUGUGUUUUGGGUCAUUGUCAUGCUGGAAUACCCAUCCACGACCCAUUUUCAAUGCCCUGGCUGAGGGAAGGAGGUUCUCACCCAAGAUUUGAC